AUGAUGGGCAAGGGAAUGAGGAUAGGAGUGUUGGCAUUGGUUUGGAUUUGUGUCUUAGGGGGGAGUUUGGUUCUUGCUAGAGAUUUAAAAAAUGAGGAUGAGAAGUUUUUUUGGAUGGGUAAGGGAGGCGGAUUUGGUGGAGGCAUGGGUAAGGGUGGUGUGUUUGGCAAAGGCGGUGGAGUUGGUAGUGGUGUUGGAGGAGGGUUUGGUAAGGGUGGAGGCAUAGGAGGUGGAUUUGGAAAAGGUGAUGGUAUUGGUAGCGGCAUUGGAGGUGGAUUUGGAAAAGGUGGCGGCAUUGGAGGAGGGUUUGGUAAAGGUGGUGGCUUUGGAAAAGGUGGCGGCAUUGGAGGAGGAUUUGGAAAAGUUGGUGGCUUUGGAGGUGGAUUUGGAAAAGUUGGUGGCUUUGGUAGCGGCUUUGGAGAAGGAUUUGGAAAAGGUGGUGGUAUUGGUAGCGGCAUUGGAGGUGGAUUUGGAAAGGGAGGUGGAUUUGGAAAGGGAGGUGGAUUUGGAAAAGGUGGUGGCAUUGGUAGUGGCUUUGGAGGAGGAUUUGGAAAGGGUGGCGGCUUUGGAAAGAGUGGUUGGAUUGGAGGAGGGAUAAGCAAAGGCGGAGGAGGAUAUACAAGGGGUGGAGAUUGUAUCAGCAAAGGUGGGAGCAUUGGUGGUGGCGUAGGCGAAGGAUUUGGUAAAGGUGGUGGCAUUGGCGGAGGAUUUGGUGGAGUUGUUGGAGGAGGAUUCGCUAAAGGUUAUAAUGGCAUUGGAGGUGGUAUUGGCAAAGGCGGUGGCAUUGGUGGAGGAUUCGGUAAAGGCGGUGGCAUUGGGGGAGGAGUUGGCGGAGACUUUGGCAAAGUUGGUGGAUUUGGAGGUGGAAUAAUUGGAGGACAUCACUAA
This is a messenger RNA of Solanum stenotomum, 888 nucleotides long. RefSeq names its product glycine-rich cell wall structural protein 1-like. The coding region runs from base 1 to 888 and encodes 295 amino acids. The transcript has a single exon. The record is from RefSeq and is a predicted model, not a curated record. NCBI's taxonomy places the organism in Eukaryota, Viridiplantae, Streptophyta, Magnoliopsida, Solanales, Solanaceae.